AUGAGUAAUUUUAAAAGAAAUGAUAAUUCUAAAAAGGAAGAUCCUAACAAAGCCUAUUUUGGUCAUCCUGAAUUAGAUGCCUUAUUGGGAAAUACACUAUUAAAAGGAUAAAUCAUUUUUAUAGAGUAAGAUUCACCAACAACCAUCUAUAAAUAAUUGUUGAGAUACUGUAUUGGCAAUUCAUUUCAUAAAAAUCAUGUUUCAAUCUUAUUUGACCAAUUCUGUGAAUAAUGGUCAAAAAUAGUGCCUAAAAAAUAAGUUGAGAAUUAAUCUCAAUAAGAAGAAAAAGAAAUGUAAAACAAGAUUGCUUGGAGAUAUAAUUAAAUGUAAUAACAAUUCACAAUUAAGAAUAUUGACUCCUCUAUUUUUUAUUUGGAUUUAUCCAAAUCAGAAACUGAACAGACAGUUGAAAAUCACUUAAAACUCAAUAAUUAUGAUGAAAUAAAUAACUUAUAAUAAUUCUUGCAAAUUAUUACUAAAUAAUAUUAGAAAUCAUUAAAAACAAGUACAGAUUCUACUCUUAAAAAAUUAAUUAUUCAUGAUUUUUGGGACAAGAUACCUUAUAAUCAAUAAGAACUCUAUUAAUUUUUAUAUUCUUUGAAAGUGCUCAUUCGAUCCUCAUUUAUUUUGUGUGUAAUAACUCUUCCAGAAAGAAGAAUGGAUUUGAUGCAAUUUUGUGAUUUUUACAUUACUAUCACAUAACUAUUCGGAAAUAAAGAGUUCUCUGAAUUCCAAGGAAUGAUUAAAUUUGACAAAAUAGGAUGGAGCGGUUCAAAUAAGUAAGUUUAAUUAGAUAAUGAUAAAUGGGGAAUCAAAAUCACAUAAAAGUCUUUGAAAAUAGAGUAAUUAUAUGAAACUGCCAUAGAGGAUGAUUCAGAAGAAGAAUAAAAUAAGAAGAACAAGAUUGAGUAAUUUUGA
Paramecium tetraurelia is the source of this 918-nucleotide messenger RNA. RefSeq lists its product as uncharacterized. The transcript has a single exon. Gene Ontology annotation, biological process: tRNA wobble uridine modification. NCBI's taxonomy places the organism in Eukaryota, Ciliophora, Oligohymenophorea, Peniculida, Parameciidae. The record is from RefSeq and is a predicted model, not a curated record. Gene Ontology annotation, cellular component: cytoplasm; transcription elongation factor complex; elongator holoenzyme complex.